AUGAAACCGAUCGGAAACACCCCGAGCCGAGGAGAGCCUGGGCAGCAGCCACGCGGGAGGGCGCAACCUCCACCGCCAGCUGCGGUGACAGACCGGACGCAGCUACAGGAGCAAACCAGGCCCCUCUGGCCCGGCCGAGCCCACCGGGCUCGUGAAGCUCCCGUGGCCGCGCUGCAGUCCACGCGCCGCCGUCCAAGCCACCCUCAGCAAGAAACGCCCCACCAGCCGCCGGGAGCAGGCCUCGGGAAGCCAGACCUGGCCCGCCCAAGCCCAGAUGGGGCCCAGACAGGCCCAGAUCUGGGCCAGGGCUGCGCCGCCCGCGCCGCCGCUGAGCACCCUGCCGCCCCCGCCGCCAAGGGGCCGCGCCGUCGCCACCCAGGUCACCCAACGCCGCCGCCGCCGCCGGAACUCGCCUCACCGGAGCGCACCGCCCGCCCGGCACCGGGCGACCCCGCGUCGCCCGCCUCGCGCGCGGGUAGGAGCAUGUCCGCCGCCCGCCGGCACCGCACGGGACUUUGCCCGGCGGCCUGCGCCGACGGCGGCGAAGGGGAGGAGAGGGAGGAGCGGAACCUGGCGGCGCGGGGGUUAGGUUGUUCGCCCGACUCCGCCCGCGGGGGACGGAGCGGAGCUAAGCGUUUUUUCUGUAGGAUGCUACUUCAUCUAAUUUCCAUCUGGCCCACGACCCCUCUCCUUUGGAUCCUUCUGCUAGGUCAUCUGCCCGUCAUCGAGUUGCCUUUGGGCUGCAGUUUUGGUGCGGUGGAGGUUUGA
This is a messenger RNA of Lolium perenne, 768 nucleotides long. The record is from RefSeq and is a predicted model, not a curated record. NCBI's taxonomy places the organism in Eukaryota, Viridiplantae, Streptophyta, Magnoliopsida, Poales, Poaceae.